Messenger RNA from Poeciliopsis prolifica (blackstripe livebearer), 1930 nucleotides. RefSeq lists its product as uncharacterized. Lineage: Eukaryota; Metazoa; Chordata; Actinopteri; Cyprinodontiformes; Poeciliidae. The transcript has a single exon. The record is from RefSeq and is a predicted model, not a curated record. Bases 723 to 1436 code for a protein of 237 amino acids.
UUUGCAAUUACUGAACUCUGCGAUUUUGAUGCACUUUAAGGAUUCUAGACUUGAGAACCUUAAGUCACCCCAGCUGUCAUCAGGUAGCAAUGUGACCCUUCUAACAGUGUUAGAAGUUGCCUGUCCACUUCUACUGUUGGAUAUUUUAAAUAUUUAAAGAUGAGAUUGUAACCAAUAGGUAUAGAUUCAACAUUUACAAGAACGUGUCUGACUUUAAAAGCGAACGCAGGUCUUUAGUCGUCAUCUAGCAUCUGACUCAUCCAUCUUAGCUGUUGCAUGGAGGCUAAACCGAUAAAAUCUACUGUGACAGUUUGAAUGACCUGCGGUGGAAAAUCUUGAGCCCUGCAAUGGACCACAUCUAGGCACACAGCAUAGUUCUAUUACAGGGAAGAGAUUGUCAUUAAGACUUUGCCCAUUGUUUACACUGUUUAACAAGGGCCAACGUUUUUAGAUUAAUUAACAAAAUAGGGAAAAAAAAUUGGGUCACUUGACACGGUGUCAAAGGGAUGGUGGCACCAUAAUUAAUGGUCAUUCUAGCCUCAGCUUUGAGUUACACUGGAGCCUACUUGUCUAACUGAUAACCCUCUUAGACGAAUGUCACCUACCUGAGUCGCAGACAUGCUUGUGGAUUCAUUAACACCCUACUAAAGGACUCUGUUUAUCCCUAAAGAUAUGCAGUAAAAUUUUUUCCUCAGUUCUUGAUUUGGAAACUUCUCCACAGGAUGGCUUCUGCAAGUGGCAAAACUGAAAAAGCCUCAAAAUUUGAGAUGCUGAAACUUUUGGAGAACUGCCGGAAGGAAAGAGAUGAUGCUUUACAACGGGAAAGUGCUCUCAGGGAAAAACUCAGGCAGAAUGAGACAAGGUUGCGUUCAACCGAGGGCCUGAAACAAAAACUGAAGAUCUUGACUAUGGACAACAAAGAACUUAGAAAGCAAGUGAAGGCUCUUCGAACUGAGAUCGGACUGGAGAGAAGCCCCAACUUUGCAGGGAAGACCACCAAAGAUAUAGUCAAUGAUUUUGAAGAAAAGGAGCGUGAGUGCAACUCCUUAAUAGACAAGACCGGGAAACUUAGAGUGACCAUUGAUGACUUGACGGCAGAGCUGUCCAAUGUGACCACCUCCAAGAUGCUCUUAGAGGACCAAGUGCAGUCAUUACAGCAAAAUCUCAAGGAUAUGACAAAUAAUCAGCGGCGUCUGCUGAAGCUGUGGGACGACAAGAAGACCCAGAGGGAGCAGCUCGCUCUUCCUGCAAUUGUUCAGAAACCCUUCACCCACAAAGAAGUUCAAACUGACAUGUCCAUAAGCUCACAACAGAAGCUCCCACCCAAUGCUUUUGAGACCAAGCAGAUUAGACAAGAUGGAGACAAGGACAAUUUACCUUCCUUUGGUAAUGGCUUUCAUUAUAGCAGAAAGAGUUCUGUGCACAAUGAAACAUAAUGACUUCAGUUCUGGCAGUUCAUGCAAGAAUGGUGACAGUGACACUAAAGUGAAUGAGUCAAUGAUUUUUUUUUCUGAAUUGCUAUGCUUGAUACAUAUCUGUAACCAAGAGGCAAAUCCUAUAAACUCAAAUAUGACACGUCAGUUGAAACUGAGCUGGACUUGUUUUUGUUGUUGUUGUUGUUUUUUUUUUUAUAAGUUGUUUCUGUGUUGUCUUUUCUUAUGUUGACUUUUAUGGUGUAAAUAAUAGAAUAUUUUUAGUACACUGUGCAAUGAAAUUCCAUAAUGGAAUUUCAUAUCUAUAAUAUUAACAUAUUAUAGAUAUGAUAAUACCUGUUGAGAAGCCAGUGGACACACUGGGACAGUUUGUAGACAGAGGAGACCAUCUGAAUAUGAUAUUCUAUGUAUAGAUGACUUACACUAUUAUAUAACUGUAUGUCUAUAUAUUACGUAUAUAGAUAUAGCACAUAAAAUAGAAAGCCAAUUUAUUAGAC